This is a messenger RNA of Cuscuta europaea, 1548 nucleotides long. Lineage: Eukaryota; Viridiplantae; Streptophyta; Magnoliopsida; Solanales; Convolvulaceae. The record is from the annotation of a GenBank genome assembly.
CUUCCAUAUCUUCCGCAAAAGAGAAAAAAGAACAGCACUGUGGCUAGCCUUUUCCUUCACGAUAUUUCACAUCUGUUUUACCUCCCAAGAGUCCCAGUGCAAGUACACUCCCUAUCAAAACGCUUGGAAUGGAAGCUCUUUCAGUGGUGGAUUUUUUGACAAGUCUCCCGUUACUUCAAGGAUUAGAGCGGUCCUUUCUUGAGAAGAUCGCUAAGAUUGUAACGUUUAUGAAUUAUGAUUGUGGUGAGUACGUGAUCGGUCAAGGGGUCGCUGGGCUUGGAAUUUACUUCAUUUGGGAUGGAGAGGCUGACGCAUGUGGCGAUUUCCGGCAUGUGAUCGAUGAAAGCCCAGAUGAAUUCCACCUCAAACGUCAUGAUUAUUUUGGUCAUGGUAUUUCGUCAUCAGAUCAGCACGGUGAAGUAAUUUCACUGACUAAACUAACAUGUUUGGUGCUGCCUCAUAAACAUUGGUGCAUGCUACCACAAUUCAACUCAAGCCCAAAUUGUAAUCUCCAACAAAUAUUGAACCUUCAACCUAUAAGAGAAAGUAUAUUUCAAGGUGUUACAUUGCCGGAAGCUCCAGCGUUUACAGGUAGAGUGUUUGGUGGUCAGUUUAUUGGACAGGCUUUAGUUGCAGCCCAUAGAACGGUUGAUCCCCUCAUGAUUGUACACAGUUUGAAUGCCAACUUCUUGAUCGCGGGAGAUGUUGAUUUGCCAGUAGCGUAUGAGGUUAUCCGUGCGCGUGAUGGGAAAAGGUUUUCGAGCAGGAGGGUUGAUGCAACGCAGAAUGGUAAACUUGUCUUCUCAUUGACCGCUUCCUUUCAGAAAGAAGAUGGAGAAAUCGAGCACCAAUAUGCACUAAUGCCCAGUGUACCGGAUCCAGAUACGUUAUUAUCAAUUGAUGAGAUACGCCAAAGACGACUCAUUGAUCCUCGGCUUCCCAGGACAUACAGAAACAAGUUGGCGACGACGAAACACAUACCUUGGCCUGUGGAAGUAAGGUUUUGUGAUCCUGACAAAAUUGCAACUCGAUAUACCAAGACACCUCCAAGCUUGAGAUUCUGGUUUAGAGCAAAAGACAAACUAUGUGAUGAUCAAUCCCUCCAUAGGUGUGCGGUGGCGUAUGUAUCCGAUUUAAUGAUCAGUAAUAUAAUUCCAAAUCCUCAUCGCAAAAAAGACUUGACCAUCGCUCCCUCAACUCUAAAUCACUCCAUGUGGUUUCAUAGAGACGUUCGAGCUGACGAUUGGUUAUUACAUUUGGUUCAUACUCCAUCCGCUUAUAAAUCACGUGGUUUUGUUAAAAGUCAAAUUUUUAACAUGAAUGGCCAGCUUGUGGCAUCGGUGGGGCAAGAGGCUGCUCUCACGUUUCUCAAACCUCGAGAGCCAAAGAUGCAAUCCAAAAUGUGACUUGAAAUAUAUAUGGAUAAGAGCUUGGGAUUUAGGCUAAUCUUUGUUUAAUUUCAAGUCCAUUCAAAUUAAUACCGAAUAAAAUAACUGUGGUUUCAUUUCUAUAAUUGUAUACUAUAUCACUUCGAUCGUUUAUUCUCUA